Messenger RNA from Rhododendron vialii, 1211 nucleotides. RefSeq names its product LOB domain-containing protein 1-like. NCBI's taxonomy places the organism in Eukaryota, Viridiplantae, Streptophyta, Magnoliopsida, Ericales, Ericaceae. The record is from RefSeq and is a predicted model, not a curated record. Bases 83 to 730 code for a protein of 215 amino acids. The transcript has 2 exons.
GCAAACACUACUCCUCUUCCCCACACCUCCCUCCCUCCCUCCUUCUCUCUCUCUCUCUCUCUCUCUAUCUCUCUCAUCAAAAAUGGAGAGCAGUGGUGACACAACAGCAACCGCCAUCGGUUCUACUUCAUCCCCUCCUCAUCACUCACUCUCACCAUCACCUUCAUCUUCUCCUCCUCCUCUAUCUCAUGUCAUGACAAAUAAUGUGGUGGUGGUGAGUCCUUGUGCUGCUUGCAAAAUCCUCCGGCGGAGGUGCGCCGAGAAAUGCGUGCUGGCGCCGUACUUCCCCCCCACCGAUCCCCUCAAGUUCACCACCGCCCACCGCGUCUUCGGCGCCAGCAACAUUAUCAAAUUCUUGCAGGAACUCCCUGAGUGUCAAAGGGCUGAUGCAGUGAGCAGCAUGGUAUAUGAGGCCAAUGCCAGGCUCCGGGACCCGGUUUACGGAUGUGCAGGGGCAAUUUGUCAGCUGCAAAAGCAAGUUAGCGAGCUCCAAGCGCAACUAGCCAAGGCACAAGCAGAGGUAGUGAACAUGCAAUGCCAGCAGGCAAAUCUGGUGGCCUUGAUCUGCAUGGAAAUGUCACCCGAUCAAUCUCCACAAGCAUCGCCCCAACAACAGCAGCAACAACAACAAUACUCUUUCGACAACUUCAUCAUGACCAAUCCUCAGAGUUAUCCGAGCUUCGCGGAUGAGAAUUGCCUGGGCUCAAUGUGGGAGCCUCUUUGGACAUGAGGUCAUAGAAAAAGGGCACAAAAUACUGGCAAGAAGCGCGCGGCCUAUAAUUUUCACUUCUUGAGCCAGUAUUCUAUGCACUUUUCUGUUAUCUUAUACUGCGUGCUUGGAUGGCAUACCGCUUAGCCGUUUCCAUUGCGAAAUCAGUACCAUUUUAGCUAUAUAUAGACUCUCCUAACUCCAAGCUAGCUAAUUGCAGGAACGGGAAGGAGAUUACUGAAAGGAAAUGUAUGAAUAAAAGUUGAUGUAUCGAGUAGGGACAAAAUGUAAUUUUGAUCGAAUUCAAGGGUCUACGAUAAAGUCAAAUUAGAUUCCGAUGUCAUAAUUAAAUUCUAAUUAGUUAAUGGGAAAGAAUUAGUUGACGGGUCAUUUUCUUGUGUGGGGUUAAAUUUCUGUUAGUAUUGCAAAGAAAGAAAUCAUUGUGGCAGGCCCAAUCUCAUUCCCCUAUGUAUCGAAUUCAAGGAUCAUGUUCGUUUUGUGA